CACCGCGGCGUAAAUAGCAAAGCAGCAUCUCCGAGCGAGCGUCAGUUGUGAUUGAAACAGCGAAAGGAUACUCUGUGACAGGACGACAACAUGUGAAUAGUAAUAGUAAGAACAAUAAUAACCAGAAUUAACCUGCCGAGAGAAGCACGUGACGAGGAAUAACGUUUAAAUGGCGGAAAAAAGACCCACGACACAGACGAGACAGUAAAUAAUUUGCAGACCAUGAACUAUGUGGGUCAGUUGGCGGGACAGGUGUUUGUGCAAGUCAAGGAGCUGUACAGAGGACUCAACCCUGCGACGCUGUCUGGAUGUAUAGAUGUCAUAGUGGUGCGGCAGCCUGAUGGCUCCCUGCAUUGCUCGCCCUUUCACGUCCGCUUCGGCAAGAUGGGUGUUCUGCGGUCUCGUGAGAAAGUGGUGGACAUAGAGAUCAACGGCGAGCCAGUGAGUUUGCACAUGAAACUGGGAGAAAAUGGAGAGGCCUUCUUUGUCAAGGAGACAGAGAACAUGCUGGAAGUGGUUCCAGCCUACCUGGCAACAUCACCCAUCAUGUCCACAGGGGAGGAGUUAAUGGAGUCCCAGCUGGGCAGACGCAGUUCCCGUCUCCAUGACACCAUACCCUGCACCUCACUUCCUGUCCAGAACCUGGGGCCACAGCAAAGUGACGGAGGGGCGACCAAGAAGAGGAGGAAGAGGAGGAGGAAAGCACGGCCAGAGGGAGGCGGCGGGGGAGGGAGGAGAGAGGAGAGUGGGGAAGAGUUCUCGGAGGACGAGGACAUGUUUACAAUUGACUUGAGCUCGGAUGAUGAGAAAGAGGCUGACGACAGCAGGUCUAUGUACGGUGACCAGGGGACAAAAGCCAUGACACACGCUCACCCCGGCACAGAUUGGUCACACUCACAGAGUAGAUUGACAAAGGACACUCUCUCCAUCCCUUCACCCUGUGGUCUGUCCAUUUCUUGUCCUCAGCAGACUUCUCACCUCUCCUCUCUUGUUAGCAGUCCUGAUGAUUCACAGUCAUCGACACCAAAGAGCGACUCAGAGCUGCAUAAUCAGAAUAAAGAAAACCCUGAAAUGCUGUGGACGUGGGGAGAGCUGCCGCAAGCUGCCCAGCCAGACUUCCUGACUUAUCACCAGAGGCAGGAUCCUGCCAACACAGUCUCCAUUCCAGUGUCAACCAGCACUCACUUCAGAGCAAUCAGUGACAGUGGAUCACCCUCUGUUACCAUUUAUUCCUCCCUGCCAGGGGAGAGCACUGCUCAUGGUGGACGCAAGAAUGAAGAGGAAUGCAAAAAUGGAGGCAGAGACGGAUUUAGUGCUAAGACUGGAGGGGAGCAAGUGACAUUGACUGAAAACACGGGGCCAUCAUGUGCAGAUAUGGAGGGCCUAAGUGCUUGUUCAGUGUCUCCCAGGAUGCUAACCGAUCAUGUGGAGGAAGAUGGAAAUACAAAAAUUACUGAUUCACCAUCCAAAAAGAAAGAAAAGAGAAGCCAACACCUGGGUGCUGAUGGCAUAUACCUGGAUGAUAUAACAGAGCUACAGCCUGAAGUGGCUGCUCUCUACUUCCCCAAAAGUGAUGGAGGCAGCAGCUCAGUGAGAGGAGACUCAGACAUGAUGAUGGUGGGAGUGCGGAGUGCUAAUCAGUCCCCACAGUCAGUGGGCAGCAGUGGGAUGGACAGUGGCGUGGACAGUUUUUCCGACCAGUCAGGGGACCUUGCGCAUGUUGCAAUCUCUCUGUGUGGAGGACUCACUGACAACAGGGAGAUCACGAGAGAGCAGUUCCAGGAAAGGGCAGUUUCCUACCAGCAGUUCUCUGAAAACCCUUCUAUAAUUGAUGACCCAAACUUGGUGGUGAAGAUAGGAAACAAAUACUACAACUGGAACACGGCGGCUCCUGUCAUGUUGGCCAUGCAGGUCUACCAGAAGCCCCUGCCGCAGUGCUGGUGUUUGAGUUACGCGUUUUCUGUUUUCGGCCUCUUCUCAUACUGCCUCCCUGGUCUGUUUGGCUCCAGCCCUCCGCAGCCUGCCUCAGUGGAGAACAUCAUGAAGGACAAGAUGCCAAAGAAAGGAGGACGCUGGUGGUUCUCAUGGAGGAGCAGAAACAGUGACUCCAAAUCAGAAUCAGUGUCAGAGCCUGGAGACGACAAAGGAGGGAACUCACUCGCUGUGGCCUCAGUGAACAGAAUGAAAGAUGAGUCGUCCUCAAGUGACGAGGACCAAAGGUCCUCCAAUCAGAUGUCAGGAUCCUGUCAGUCAGAGCUCCUCAUGAGUUCUGGGAGCAUCUGUUAUAAGAAGACUCUACGGCUCACAUCAGAGCAGCUGGCAAGCCUGCAGCUGAAGGAAGGUCCUAAUGAGGUGGUGUUCAGUGUGACCACACAGUACCAGGGCACCUGCCGCUGCCAUGGCACCAUCUAUCUUUGGAACUGGGAUGACAAGAUCAUCAUCUCCGAUAUAGACGGAACCAUCACCAGAUCUGACACUCUGGGUCACAUCCUCCCCACGUUGGGUAAAGACUGGACACAUCAGGGUAUCGCACGGCUCUACCACAAAGUCAGCCAGAAUGGAUAUAAAUUCAUGUACUGCUCGGCGAGGGCCAUUGGCAUGGCAGACAUGACGCGAGGUUACCUUCACUGGGUCAAUGAGAGGGGAACGAUGCUACCGAUGGGUCCAGUGCUGCUCAGCCCCAGCAGUCUGUUUUCUGCUUUCCACAGGGAGGUGAUUGAGAAGAAACCAGAGAAGUUUAAGAUCGAGUGUCUGACAGACAUCAAGAACCUUUUCUUACCCAACACUGAACCGUUCUACGCUGCCUUUGGCAACAGAGCAACAGAUGUGUUUUCCUAUAAGGAGGUUGGUGUUCCGCUGAACAGAAUCUUCACCGUCAAUCCUAAAGGGGAGCUGAUACAGGAGCAGGCAAAAACCAAUAUCUCGUCCUUUGGGCGUCUCUGUGAUAUGGUUGACCACGUCUUCCCAGUCCUGGGUCGAGGCGAGAGCUCAGGCGCCCGCCGCACUGACACUCUUGGUGAGUGCGACUACUGGAGUGAACAAAUCCCUGACGGCACCAACAAGGAAGAAAAAGACCCACAGCCCCUUGAGACGAGCUGAGGAAACCCUGUGUCUCCUCAGCAUCAAGGUCCAGUUUCUUUACACAUGACAUGGCACAGAUCACAGAUGUGCAGAUGAAGAAUGAAGAUGCUGAUUUUUAUAGAAUAAGACUGAAAGACUGAAACAAACAAAACUGAGGGGAACACAGAUCUGGGAUCAGUUGUUACUUACUGUAACAACUAAACGGUGUAGCUACUGAUUCAAAGUAGAUGAAAGCGAUGUCAACAUCCUAGUAUGGAGACCCCAAUGUUUCUAAUGAUACUUCCUAACUUUUGCAAACAAAUAAGUUCAGUUCUUGAAUGAUAAGUAUCUCGUGUGCACAAGAUAUUUAUUUAACAUGUGGGCACAAAUUCAUUUCGUAUGCAUACAAGAUGUAAAAAAGAAAAACAUCCACUAGAAAUGUAGAACCCCAAGAGAGGAAGCACAUUAAAGCAGUUUUAUUCAGAGUGCACUUUUAAAUACACAGUGGCAGAGUCAAGGUGCUGUACACAGAAAUCCAUAGAGAAAUAAGGAUUAUAAUCAUUAGAGAUGUAUUAUUAAGAAACAAAAUUAGUAAAAAAAAUAAGGAUAGAAUUAAACGAUAUGGAUUUUUACUCAGUACUCUGUAUUUCAUAUAACUGUAUUUAUCGAGGCUCACAUAUUGUAUAGUUUGCAAAUGAACCGACUCACAACAUAAGCAUCAGUAGAACAUGUGAACAUCACUGUAUUUAAAAGCUCCUUAUAUUCAGUGGUGGAUAUGAAUGUAUGUCAGGAAUGCACUCACAAAAUCUACAUUUGAAUAAUCAGCUGUUAGUAUACACCCACGCUCAUUCACUAAAUUAAAGCUGCUGUAAGCGUUCUUGGCCGUCGGACAACUUCUUGUCCACUGGUGCAAAUAUCAUUCCGAUCCGUCCUCCUUCAGUCAUGUCACAAACGUGUUUGAUGAAGCUGUUUUGUAGUGUUCUGGCUCCUGAUUGGGUAAAGUGUUGUGAUUUACAGUAAAAUAUUCUGCUACAUUUACUGACAAACCAAGUAUUUCACUAUCAGCAGCUUUAGGUAAAGAAAUCCUACUGUAAACUCUAUCCCUCUACUCACCUAUCCCAGAUUGCUUUAACUGAAAAUAAGAAGAUAUGAAUGAAUAUGAACACUUCAGAUCUCAAAUCCUCCUCUUGAUGCAUCACUGCUACAUGUGUAUUUAUAUCAUUUUAUUUUUUUCAUUUGCAUGCACCUACACGCACAACUUUUUAUUAUUUUAUCUGAUCCAGAUAAAAUGAUUUUCCCUCAACUCACUUUGCACCAGAAACAUUGUGUGAUAUAAUAUUACAAUGCAACCAUACACAGUUAGUGUGUCCACUCUAUGACAGUGUUUCUGUGCCAAACUUCUUAGCGAGUGAAGCUAAAGGUGUUUGGUCUUUUUGACCGUGCUACUGUGAGCAACUCCUGCCCGUUUUCUAACAAGUGUUCAGUGACUAAACUCAAGGGAAAUGCAGAACAAUGCAACUUUAACCUCAGUGUCUGUUUUUAUAUUUGUGAACACGUAUUUAAACACAAUGUAGAACAUAAAUUGGUCACAGUUUUUGUUAUGUGUUCUAAAGAUUAAUGCUCAUCAAUGCAAUCGUUUGUCCAGGUUCACAGGAUAUUGUUGCUGUAUUUUAUUUCAGUUUGGGAAAAUCACUACCCAGAUCUGUAGGUUUUACGGCACUAAUGUAACCAUUUAUGUGGUUGUUGUUCAUAUACAGUACAUAUACAUAUAUAUAUGUAUAUACAGUAUACAUAUACA
This is a messenger RNA of Solea senegalensis (Senegalese sole), 4858 nucleotides long. RefSeq names its product phosphatidate phosphatase LPIN1-like. Gene Ontology annotation, biological process: fatty acid catabolic process; positive regulation of transcription by RNA polymerase II; triglyceride biosynthetic process. The record is from RefSeq and is a predicted model, not a curated record. The transcript is spliced from 24 exons. Gene Ontology annotation, molecular function: phosphatidate phosphatase activity; transcription coactivator activity. Bases 223 to 3099 code for a protein of 958 amino acids. Gene Ontology annotation, cellular component: nucleus; mitochondrial outer membrane. NCBI's taxonomy places the organism in Eukaryota, Metazoa, Chordata, Actinopteri, Pleuronectiformes, Soleidae.